Messenger RNA from Oncorhynchus mykiss (rainbow trout), 3463 nucleotides. RefSeq names its product RUN and FYVE domain-containing protein 2. NCBI's taxonomy places the organism in Eukaryota, Metazoa, Chordata, Actinopteri, Salmoniformes, Salmonidae. The record is from RefSeq and is a predicted model, not a curated record. Gene Ontology annotation, molecular function: metal ion binding. Gene Ontology annotation, cellular component: cytoplasm.
AUUGUGUGCGUUUUUGACGCCUCCCAUACGGACCUGAGGGAUUCGGCUUCAUAGGAUCUUUACACUCUGCGGCGAAUAAGGGAUAGUCAUUUGUCAUUGAUGACUGUGAAAGCGGCGUUCACACUUAGAAUGUAGACGAAAUGUGAUAGGCAUUAUAGUGUUGGGAUUGGAUGGUUUAGCAAUGCUAUCCCAGACAUUUCUGCAACAAUGGUCGCCAGGUGAAUUGUCCGUAUGAUAUUUCGACGAUGGCGACACCUGCAGAGCACGACCUUGCAUUAGCUGAAGCAGAGAGCAACAAAGAGAAGUCUCAAGUAUUCGGAAUCCUUAGGUUUCAGGAAGAAAAAUCGACCGGUGAAAAAGCUAGCACCACCACGUCCACGACCAUGAGAGCCGGGGACGGGAGAUGGCAGGCACCCAUAUUUGCACUAGCCAGGAAAGCAUCAGAGACCUUUUCAGGAAGCAGCAGUCAUGUUUUGGCGAAGGUAGCGGAACCCACAUCUUUUGUAAACGAAUGGAGUGCCCAAGCUCUGCGGGACCCUAUGGCGAUGGAGAGAGCCAACCUGCUGAACAUGGCCAAGCUCAGCAUCAAAGGCCUGAUCGAGUCGGCCCUCAGUUUUGGACGCACCCUGGACUCCGACUACCCUCCACUCCAGCAGUUCUUCGUUGUCAUGGAGCACUGCCUCAAACAUGGUCUCAGAGUGAAGAAGUCAUUUCUUGGAUACAACAAGUCUCUGUGGGGUCCUCUGGAGAUGGUGGAGAAGUUGUGUCCCGAGGCAGGAGAGAUCGCAGCCAGUGUCAGGGACCUACCAGGACUAAAGACUCCGCUGGGCAGAGCUCGGGCCUGGCUGCGUCUAGCCCUGAUGCAGAAGAGGCUGGCUGAUUACCUCCGCCUUCUGAUCACCAGAAAGGACCUGCUAAGUGAUUUCUAUGAGAAUUCGGCUGUGAUGGUAGAGGAGGAGGGUGCUGUCAUCGUUGGCCUGCUGGUGGGACUCAAUGUGAUCGAUGCCAACCUUUGUGUCAAGGGAGAAGACUUGGAUACACAGGUUGGGGUCAUUGACUUCUCCAUGUACUUGAAAAAUGACAUUGAUGACUACAGAAGUGAAGAAAGAAAUGGUCAAAUAGCAGCCAUCCUGGACCAGAAGAACUACGUUGAAGAAUUAAACAGGCAGCUUAAUUCUUCAGUACACGGCUUACAAGGGAGGGUCGAUAACUUGGAGAAAUCAAACUCUAAACUCAUUGAGGAGCUGGCGAUUGCAAAAAACAACAUAAUCAAACUACAAGAGGAGAAUCAUCAGCUUAGAAAUGAGAACACUAUUAUUCUCAUGAAAGCUCAGCAGCAACUUGAGGUGACCCAGGUGGACGUGGACGUGGAGCUGGACACCUACAAGAAGUCGAGGCAGGGCCUGGACGAGAUGUACAACGAGGCCAGGAGGCAGCUCAGGGAGGAGUGUCAACUACGCCAGGAUGUGGAGAAUGAGUUGGUGGUGCAGGUGAGCAUGAAGCAGGAAAUGGAUCUGGCCAUGAAACUGUUGGAGAAGGACAUCCACGAAAAGCAGGACACACUGAUCGGCCUCCGCCACCAGCUGGACGAAGUCAAGGCCAUCAACGUGGAAAUGUACUCAAAAAUGCAGACUUCCGAUGACGGCAUGAAACAGAAGAACGACAUGAUCACUCGUUUGGAGGAGAAGACCAAUCAAAUCACAGCAACCAUGAAACAGCUGGAACAAAGAUUACAGGAGGUUGAUCGGGACCGCUGGACCGCAGAAGAUGGAACGCGCAAAUUCAAGCAGGACUUUGUCAACAAAGCCGACAGCCUCCAAAAGCAGAUAGCCCAGAGAGAGAAGCAGAGGUUGCAGCUGGAGACAGACCUAAAGAUUGAGAAGGAGUGGCAGCAGACCUUACAAAACAACCUGGAGAGGGAGCGAGACAUCGUCGCCCAGCUCAGUGCUGAAGCCCAGCAAAUAAAUGGACUUAAAAAGGAGUUCCACAGGCUGCAGGAUGAAAACAGCCAGCUGACUGGAAUAUGUGACGAACAGGAACAGGCCCUGGAGGAGCUGGGAUGCAAACUUAGCGAAUCAAAACUUAAAAUCGAGGACAUAAAAGAGGCAAAUAAAGCUCUUCAGUCGCCUAGCUUACAAUCAAAUAUUCCAGGGGGGACAGAUCUGGCUGAAGGACAAAGACGCCAACAUAUGUAAACUGUGUGAGAAGGAGUUCUCCAUCUCUCGGAGAAAGCACCACUGUAGAAACUGUGGGGAGAUCUUCUGCAAUGCCUGCUCUGACAACGAGCUGCCCCUCCCUGCCUCGCCAAAACCAGUGAGGGUCUGUGAUACGUGCCACGCCCUUCUUCUCCAACGCUGUUCCUCAAAUGCCACAUGAGGUGCCUCCUUUCAGCCCCAUCCACAGCUUUUACUUAGCCCCCCCUCUGAGUUUGUGUGACUGUUAUCAGGUAUCAAGCAUUCAUGUUCUCCUAGGUGUUGUCCUUUGUGUAACAUGAGAUUUGAGAUGUUAUAUCUGUGACACUUAUAUGACACUAAGGCUGCGUUUAGAUAGGCAGCACAAUUUUGAUGUUUUUUAAACUUUUGACCAAUCAUAUCAGAUAAUUUGCCAAUAAUUGGGCAGAAGAUCAGAAUUGGGCUGCCUGUCUCCACAAUAGACUAAAACCAUGUGGGCAGCUGAGCAUAUCGUUCUAAAUUUGCAGUAAGAAUAUCAAGAGACGAUGCAAAGUAUGUUUCUCUACGAACGGAGGAAUACAGUGGUUGAGCCUGUUGUGAUAAGCCAUGGAGUCAUUGGACAUAAUCAUAUUUUGGUUUUGUUGAGUCGUGUUAUUUCACUUGAUUGUGGAUGGUCUUACCUGUUGUAAUUCACACGUGCCUCUAAUAAGCCAAAAUACUGAAUGAGUACCAUUCACAGAUUUGUUUCUGCAUGAAUAGAAUGCAGGCACAUUUCAGAAGUAUGUUUACCAAAAGCACUAAUGUUCCCAAUGCUGCCUUGGUGAUGAAGAAGAAGAAACUACAUGAAACAGCACAGCAAAUGUAUAUGUUGUACUUUUGAUUACUGACUGAAAAACACAAUAUUAACUUAAGUAGGCCUCAUUAAUUAUUAACUUAACAAUAACUAUUAUUAUCGUAAAAAUAUACUGUAGCUACCUAACGUAGCAAAUGAUUACGUUUGCAAACAUACCCAUCUUGUAUUUAUUUUUAUAAAGUGAAGAAAAAAUAUUUCAUUUCAGAGUAUUUGUUAUUUUUCUGCACAUUUUAUUUGAAUAUUUGUCAUACAAGUUUAAAAUCUUGUAUCAAAGUGACAAAUAAUUUCAGAUGUACUGUACAUUAAUUUGUGUGUACCAAAUUAUACACUUGUUGUAUAUUUUGUUUUGUAUUCAAUCAGCAAAACAGUGUGUUUCAAUGUUUAAUUUUCCAAAACUGGAAUGAAUACUUUUCAUUAAAAAUAAAUGGAUAUGGUACAU